Messenger RNA from Siniperca chuatsi (mandarin fish), 1435 nucleotides. It is a transcript of the gene gpm6ab, whose product is annotated as glycoprotein M6Ab. Gene Ontology annotation, biological process: neuron projection development. The transcript is spliced from 7 exons. NCBI's taxonomy places the organism in Eukaryota, Metazoa, Chordata, Actinopteri, Centrarchiformes, Sinipercidae. The coding region runs from base 260 to 1096 and encodes 278 amino acids. The record is from RefSeq and is a predicted model, not a curated record. Gene Ontology annotation, cellular component: neuronal cell body; filopodium; axonal growth cone.
GCCCAGAUAGGCAGAGUGAGGAGAGAGAGCAGUGUUGGAACAGGGACUUCCCUGAGCCUCCAUCAUCUGCAGGGAGGCAAAGCCACACUAACACACACUGCCUCCCCACACACACACACACACACACACACACACACACACACACACACACACACACACACACACACACACACACACACACACACACUGUGCUGAGAGCUAGCAAGGGCUUUAAACAGCUUCACACUAAAUAGAGACAAAGGGACUGUAACCUACCAUAAUGGAGGAAAACAUGGAUGAAUCGCAAAGCCAGAAAGGCUGUAAGGAGUGCUGUGAGCAAUGUGUGGGCAGUCUGCCGUGGGCCUCUCUCAUCGCUACUAUUCUCCUCUACAUGGGUGUGGCCUUGUUCUGUGGGUGUGGCCACGAGGCUUUGAGCGGCACGGUCACCAUCCUCCAGAACUACUUUGAAGUCAUCAGAGCCCCGGAAGAAACACUGGAUGUGUUCACCAUUAUUGACAUCCUGAAGUACAUCAUCUAUGGCCUUGCAGCUGGAUUCUUUGUGUUUGGAGUGCUGUUGCUUGUGGAGGGCUUUUUCACCACCGGAGCUAUUAGGGAUCUCUAUGGAGAGUUCAAGAUCACUGCCUGCGGACGCUGCCUGACUGCAUUCCUGAUGUUCCUGGCCUACCUGUUCUUCCUUGUGUGGCUCGGAGUGACAGCAUUCACCAGCCUGCCGGUCUUCAUAUACUUCAAUGUUUGGUCCAUGUGUCAGAACACCAGCUUGGUGGAGGGAGCAAACCUCUGCCUGGACCUGCGUCAGUUUGGAGCGGUGACCAUCUCUGAGGAGAGGAGGGUGUGUACAGGAUCUGAGAAGUUCUUCAAGAUGUGUGAAUCCAAUGAGCUGGACUUGACCUUCCAUCUGUUCGUGUGCGCACUGGCAGGAGCAGGAGCAGCCGUCAUCGCAUUGGUCCAUUUUCUGAUGGCUCUAGCUGCUAACUGGGGCUAUCUUAAGGAUGCUAGCCGGAUGCAGAAGUACGAGGACAUCAAGUCUAAGGAGGAGCAGGAGCUGCAUGACAUCCACUCCACACGCUCCAAAGAACGCCUCAAUGCCUACACAUAAACACAUACCUACGAGAAAUGACACACCUGUCAGACACACACAAGAUGAUACAUACACACACACAGGGCCUGACACAAGUCUAAGGAUAGCAGAAACAUACAGUAUAUACAUGAGUGAAAAAAACAACAUAAACAUACAUUCAAAGACACAAUUACAGACACUGGUAGGCAGAAAUUAGAUGAUAAAAAAAUGAUGAAAACACAGACACCAUCAUAAUCCUCAUGUCUGCAGUAGAUCACUGGCUCAGGUGGCCUAUGUUGACACUUUAGCAUCCACUAUGUUGGUUUGUGCCAUACAUAAUUUACAUUUCAUUUCAUUAUUAACCCUGACUUUUGAGUG